This is a messenger RNA of Arachis duranensis, 441 nucleotides long. RefSeq lists its product as uncharacterized. The transcript has 4 exons. The record is from RefSeq and is a predicted model, not a curated record. NCBI's taxonomy places the organism in Eukaryota, Viridiplantae, Streptophyta, Magnoliopsida, Fabales, Fabaceae. The coding region runs from base 1 to 441 and encodes 146 amino acids.
AUGGAGAAGAAGAAUGUUGUGGUUGUGGCGGUGUCCUCUGUCGUUGCCAUCUUCGGCAUCUUAUCUGCUGCUUUAGCUUUCGGUGCUGAGGUUACCAGGGUCAAGGCUUCUGAAGUUGUGAUGAUUAGUGCUGAAUACUGCAUAUAUCUCGGGGAUCGAAGUAGUCCGGCUUCGGGUCUUGCUGUAGGUGCAGUGGUGGCUCUUGUGAUAGCACAGAUAACAUUGAAUGCUGCAAACGGGUGUUGGUGUUGUUGUUCCAGAAAACCUCCUCAUGCCAAGCGGAGCUGUGUAGUUCUCUGCAGUAUUUUGUCAUGGGUCACAUUUGUUGUUGCAAUCCUCCUUUUGGUGAUGGGUGCUGUCUUUAAUAAUGAGUAUUUGCGGCGGGUGCAAUCUUAUCCGUCGCAAGCAUUGCAACUGGGAUCACCUAUUACCUUCUCUUAG